Molecule: messenger RNA, 2214 nt
Organism: Centropristis striata (black sea bass)
Lineage: Eukaryota; Metazoa; Chordata; Actinopteri; Perciformes; Serranidae
Product: plancitoxin-1-like
Exons: 9
Coding region: 4-1812 (602 amino acids)
Biological process (GO): apoptotic DNA fragmentation
Molecular function (GO): deoxyribonuclease II activity
Source: RefSeq, a predicted model, not a curated record
GUGAUGACAUUCCUCUUAAGUGUUGGGGUCUUUUUUCAAGUGUGUGAUUCAGACGUGAGAUGCAGGGAUGACAAGGGAAAAAAGGUGGACUGGUAUAUUCUAUACAAGUUACCCAACACAAAUGGUCGUGGUUUGUCCUAUCUGUACAUGGAUAAGAGCACCAAUGGAUGGCAAAUGAGCAAUAAGAUGAUCAACAGUGAAUCCGGCACUCUGGCAAACACCCUGAAACCUCUUCUGGACUUCUACAACACAAAGACUGAAGGUUUUGGUUACAUGCUCUACAAUGAUCAACCUCCGAAACCAUAUGCUGCUCCUGCAUCAUUUGGCCACAGUAAAGGAGUUGUCAUGUUGGACAGAAAAACUGGAGUUUGGCUUUCACACAGUACACCAAAAUUCCCAACAUAUCGCAGUAGAGACUUCUGGCCAGAUAAUGGAAACGCGAAUGCUCAAACUUUUAUGUGUGUGACAUACUUCUAUGAUCAGUUCAAAGAAAUAGGAGAGCAGCUCAAGUACAUCCAUGCUUAUUCAUAUGACUCUGACAUCCCGACAACCUUUCACAAUGAGCUGCGAUGUGUCGCUCAGCGAGAAUGCUACCCAAAGAAGGAACCCUGGUUCCGUGUACAGAACCUGACUUCAAUGAAUGGACGUGGUUUCGUAAGCUUUGCAAAAUACACACGUUUUGGAGAUGAUCUCUACUCUGGCCUUAUUGUUUACUACUUGAAGCGGAAUCUGUAUGUCAAGAGCUGGGGAAAGAUGCGUAGUCCUCUGCCUUCUAACUGCAGCAGCAUCAUCCGAUAUCAAGUGUACAAUGUGAAGAAAGUAGAGCUCCCCAACGUAAUGCCCUUCAGUGAUACUGUGGAUCACUCCAAGUGGGUGGUGACUGAUGUUCACUGGACCUGCAUCGCUGAUAUGAACAGGGAAGAGAGUCAGAUGAAAAGAGGUGGAGGAGCAAUAUGCACCGAUAAUGAUGCUGUCAGGAAGGCUUUCAUUGUUCUGAUCAACGAGAUUGAACAAUGUAAAGAUGAGCAUGUUCAUUCUGAUGUUGAACAUAGAGACAGUACACCAAAAUUCCCAACAUAUUGCAGUAGAGACUUCUGGCCAAAUAGUGGAAACGCUAAUGCUCAAACGUUUAUGUGUAUGACGUACUCCUAUCAUCAGUUCAAAGAAAUAGGUGGGUUGAAGCUUAUUACAUUUCUGACUUGUUAUGAAAGUUAUCUGAGAGCAGCACACAAUGAGCUGCAAUGUGUCGCUCAGCGAGAAUGCUACCCAAAGAAGGACCCCUGGUUCCGUGUACAGCAGCUGACUUCAAUGAAUGGACGUGGUUUCUUGAGCUUUGCAAAAUACACACGUUUUGGAGAUGAUCUCUACUCUGGCCUUAUUGUUUACUGCUUGGAACAGAAUCUGUAUGUCAAGAGCUGGUGUAGUAAACUGCCUGCUAACUGCAGCGACAUCAUCCCUCAUGAUGUGUACAAUGUGAAGAAAGUAGAGCUCCCCAACGUAAUGCCCUUCAGUGACACUGUGGAUCACUCCAAGUGGUUGGUGACUUCUGAUGGUGGCUGGACCUGCAUCGCUGAUACGAACAGGGCAACGACUCAGAUGAAAAGAGGUGGAGGAGCAAUAUGCACCUAUAAUGAUGCUGUCAGGAAGGCUUUCUAUGAUUUGAUUGCAGAGCCUGAAAAAUGUAACCGUAAAAAUGUGGGCCAGACACCCAGAGCAGAUUUUAUUAGGCCUAGAGCUGGAAAAGCUGGAAGAGACAAACGCAAAAACAAUGGUAGAUACAAAGAUAGAUACAAAAUGCUGAUGUGUCCAUGACAUUCUUUUUAGGUUGUUUUUAUACAAUGUGUUGUGGUGAUUGUUUGGCUUUACAUCAGCUGCACCAAAUCCAGGAAAUUAUAAGAACAGCAGAAUCCGUUGACUCAUUAAAUGUCUUACCUAGCCCUGCUGAAAUGAGUUGCAUUCUACAUUGACAUACAUAAAUAUCUAUACACAUGUGUAUGAUUGCAUCAUGUCCAAAAAAACCCUUUAAUUGUUAACUUCCGUUUCGUGCAUCAUUUAUUACUUCAAGUAAUGCUAAGUAUAAGUAUCUUCACGUAUAGUAGUAUGUAUUUAUUAUACAUAUAUGCAAAAAAUGUGUAUGUACAUAUACAUAAUAUAUACAUGCUUGCACAAUUUUAUAUCCUAGAUUGUCUUCUGUUUACUUUCAUUGCAGAUUGC